AUGCUUUCUCAUCUAAUGAACGCUUUCACGCCCUCCGCCAUUUCUUCUACGCUCCUUGUCCUUGGCGAGUUUGGUUCCACGAUCCAUAUUCUUCAUAUCCUACCCGAGAACAGCAUCAACGAACGCUUCAGCCUCACAACCUCAUCUUCCGCUACCGCCUUUCACCACAGCGGAGCCACAGAGCAGGCCCGUGAGCAGAUUGGCACGGUCACACUUCACGUUGGAGAUGGCGAGACUGCCAACAAUUUCCUUGACGAUGUUGAGACACGGAUCCGUAAGCUGCGGGACGAUUCCUCCGGCUCGAGCCCAGCGCAGCAGCAGACGGGAACUGUUGGUGUGACUCAACUCGUGCAAGACGUCCUCAAGCCAGCAGCGAUGGAUGCAAUCCACGAAAGAGAGAAGCGAGAGCGGUCUAUGAAUGCGACGCAGGCAUACCCGGUUUUUAUUAUUUACAUCAGACGCUCAAGAGCAGGGACGAUCCUAAGAGAACCAACGAGCUUUCCUUCUUGA
Cordyceps fumosorosea ARSEF 2679 is the source of this 510-nucleotide messenger RNA. RefSeq lists its product as hypothetical. The coding region runs from base 1 to 510 and encodes 169 amino acids. NCBI's taxonomy places the organism in Eukaryota, Fungi, Ascomycota, Sordariomycetes, Hypocreales, Cordycipitaceae. The transcript has a single exon. The record is from RefSeq and is a predicted model, not a curated record.